This is a messenger RNA of Cylicocyclus nassatus, 412 nucleotides long. The record is from the annotation of a GenBank genome assembly. NCBI's taxonomy places the organism in Eukaryota, Metazoa, Nematoda, Chromadorea, Rhabditida, Strongylidae.
AGGUAGUAAGGCGGAGCUGACUCGUGCACAAUCGGAAUGUCCAGGAAAUAUAUGCAAGAAAAAGGACGCCGCGGCUUGGAGCGGCCCCUGGAAGAUAGGUGCCACUCAUUGAAAGGAAACGCCAAAAGCGAAAUGCUCUUCUUCUCAGACAUCAAGACUGCAAGAGAUUAUCGAAUCAACAACGUUUUGUUGAAGAAACGCAUGCUCGAGGCCUUCUGCGCACUCAGGCAUGGCUCCACGGUCUUCAAGCAGACAUUGAGACAGAAGAGUUAUCGCCGCAUGCUCGGAUGCCCUAUGUAUCAUACUGUAAGAGCCGGGUUGCACUUCUGAAGCUCCGCCACUAAAACGAAGUAGAACUUGCAUUUUAUUUCAACCAUUUACCGGUUUUUCUGUUUCUACUCCCAAAAGCGCG